Molecule: messenger RNA, 914 nt
Organism: Neohortaea acidophila
Lineage: Eukaryota; Fungi; Ascomycota; Dothideomycetes; Mycosphaerellales; Teratosphaeriaceae
Exons: 1
Coding region: 228-800 (190 amino acids)
Source: RefSeq, a predicted model, not a curated record
GGAUUUGUUGGGUUGGUUGCCUCAGGUUUGCACACCACCACUUCUCAGCACCAUUCUGGCAUGAGCCACACAGUUGGAGAGCACGGAGGUGGAGGCCGCACGCGCGUGGUGCAGAGGAGAUUGCGAUAUGUCGGCGCGAAGAUGCAGAGACACUUAAGUGCCCGGUGCAAGAUGAAGAAGGGCAGGCCGGCGGGUUUGUUAAAAGUCGUGGGAAGGAUUGAAAGUUCAUGCGCUCGCCAACAGGCAGCGCACAGCGGCUGUUUCCGGCGCUUGAGCCCAAUGCCAAUCGGUCACUCCCAUGUAGACGGCCGACAGACAUGCGUCCCACGACUUUUGUUUCCAUCCAGUCCACAUGUGCCGUCGGCAUACAAACCUUGCAUCCGGCACUCUUCAAUGGCCCGUCCUGCCAAGGCUGUGAGUUCGGCGUCCGCCUCCCGUUGCAGCAAAUGAAUAUCACUCUCGGCGACAUGGCUCGUCCAAGACAACACCGUGAUCACAUGGCAGACGCUGGACAACGCCUGGGCGCUCGUGGCUUAUCGGAGUCCGCGAGCCUCGACGAGUCUCGACGUCCUGUCCCCGACGCCCCUCGCCAGAUUCUGCUUCCACCAACUCCCCCAAGCUCGGUCGAGGAGGGGUCCCAGAGAUACGAGUUUGGCACUUGGCAGGUGGGGUGCGCGCCGCUGUCGGACACGCUCAAUUACCUGGAUCGGGGCUUGCAACAACGUGGGAGAAAAUGUCCGAGAGGCGUCGGUGAAUUGGGAGGGUCGGACAAUUAUCACCAGCGGAUGCGGCUAAUUUAGCGCCACUUUAGCGCCGACCGGGAUGCCGGUAACCCUGUCGGACCCAAAGCAGACAAGGCUGAUGGCCCGCUCGAAGGUAACUCCAUCGUCAGGAUGCCGCAUACCCACGUCCAC